This is a messenger RNA of Metarhizium acridum CQMa 102, 1143 nucleotides long. Lineage: Eukaryota; Fungi; Ascomycota; Sordariomycetes; Hypocreales; Clavicipitaceae. The record is from RefSeq and is a predicted model, not a curated record.
AUGCAGGCAGCAAAGCCUGCGCAUCCUACGCAGUUUAAAUUUGUCAUUGGCGGUCGGCCGCAGGAGCUGAAAGUCGACGCCAGUCGCAGACUUCGAUCGUACCUGUCCAAGCGGGCCUGGAGGGAACACCGCGCACAGUACGAGCAGCAGCCACAGAACUCGUCUUCUUCCACACCCCAAAGCGAGGCCCAGCGCUCAAGUAGCAGCAUCCGAGAUGGCGACGCCAAGCCUGAGAGGAAACCAGCUGCCACAAAGCCAAGUCGCCGCAGGAGAAACAAGCUUCAAACUGUCACCUUUGAAUAUAUUGGAGCCGGCCCAGUUGCACCACCAUCUGCCUCAACAUGGGGGACCACCCAAGAUGUAACGGGAGUCGUGGAGCUCGACGGCUUCCCUGGAGACAGGCUGCUUCAGUUAUUUGCACAGAGUCUCGCCAGGUCACCUCCCAUGGAUACGCACUUUGGGGGUGGUCGUGUAGAUCCCUUCAGAUCAUAUCCGGGCCCAUGGCAGCCUUACAUCCCUGCAUUGGCAGACCACUUACCAUCAAGACGCAGCAUGUUCCAAUGGCUCGCUUUGAAUAUAUGUUCACCGUCACGUCACAUAGAUAUUGUACAAAUGGCCAGAGACAUCCCCGAACUGGACCAGCCGGGCAACAGGGGCCUUCUAAGGUCCAGAUGGUUCCCUCUUGUUCUCUCGGACAACGCUCCGUUCCAAGUGGUGAUGCUCCUUGCCGCAGCCAACUACGCCUCCGUCAACAACAUCAGCACUCUGGGGUGUCACAUCCUCCGGAUGAAGCACGACGCCAUCACGGCCAUCAACAACACCUUCAAGGACGACAGGAUGCUAGCAAGCGACUGCCUCAUUGGGGCCGUUGCCAAGAUGGCCAGCUUCGAGGCCAUGCACGGCGACGUACUCUCUUACCAAACGCACAUGGAGGGACUGAUUCGCAUGCUAGAACUGAGAGGCGGGCUGGACUCGUUGGGGCUUGGCGGCCUGCUUCGCCGAAUCGUGGUGUGGAUUGAUCUCAACUCUUCAUUCCUGCUGAAUAUUCCGCGGUACUUUCCCGGAACCACCUUCACGGGUGUUGAAGAGAGGGAAGUCACGGACAUUGUGGAACCGAAUCCAGAACGGUUUAUCGCGGUGUAG